AUGGAUCUUCCAGUUGUGGUUGAUUCGAACGACGAUGAAAUAGUCUCCCACGAACUAGAGCAAAUGAGGAGUAUAUUGGAAGAGGCGAUUUUGGAAACGCGCAGCACCCAUCUAGAAAAUCGACCGCGACUUCCCCGCAUACCCCUAAGCAAGCGAAAUCGGGCUGUCGUGAGGGCUCUUAACCCAAUGCUGGUGACCUAUUUGGAAGCCAGCCGGGACCUUUGCGAGACGGACUCGAUUCUCUUUGGCGCCGCAGUGGCAGUUUGCCGUAUUAUUGGCGCCAAACUUCCCAUGGCUGGACGCGCUACUACACAAAGUAGCGCCAUCCCAGCCUGGAGAAAAAGAAUCGAGGACCGUAUCGCAAAGGCAAGGGCCCUUAUCGGCAGACUGACAAGCUUCAGGUCGGGUAAUAAUAGACCGAGGAUUAUGCGCACCGUUAGGAUGGCGUUUGCUGGGACAAAUAUCAGUUUGUCCCAGCCGGAUAUCACGCAGAAACUAACGGAGCGCAUAGAUGACCUGAAGCAAAAGAUCGCUGCUUGGGGGAAGCGGAUUCGACGAUUUUCCGAGGGGUCAAGGUGGUUCAACCAGAAUCGUCUCUUCCAGAGUGAUCAGAAGAGGCUCUAUAAAUCAUUGGAGCAACCAAAGGUAUGUGGAGCGGGCCAAGGACCGGAUCAGGUUGAGAUUAUCGCAUUCUGGCGUGGCCUGUGGUCAGAGCCCGUAAACCACAGCAAGGGCCCUUGGAUGGAAGUUGUGGCGAGCCAGGGUGCGAGUGUUACGCCUAUGGACCCCAUCACCAUAACGCCAGAAGACGUGGCUGAGGCGGUCCGUAGGGCCCCGAACUGGAAAAGUCCGGGGCUCGACGGGCUGCAUCAUUACUGGCUGAAGGGGUUCAUAGUGUGUCACGCUGUGCUCGCCCGACAGUUUCAAGAGGCUCUCGAUCAGAAGUCACUCCCGAGCCUCUUCACUACUGGGAUCACUCACUUGGUUCCUAAAGAUCAAGAUACCACAGACCCGAGCAAAUACCGCCCCAUCACGUACCGGGUUCGGUAUAUCUUGCGCUCAAAUAUAUUUGAUGUCGCCGAACUCGAACGACUACGACGUGAGGCUGUUCCCUCAUCGGAUGAAAAUGCUACGGCUGAGGAUGUGGCGCCACAAAUUGCAGAGCAACCCGCAAAUGUGAAUGCCGCCAUGAAUACCCCAGUUGUGUUUGAUUCAAACGAUGAUGGAACAGUCGCCCAGGAACCCUAA
This is a messenger RNA of Parnassius apollo (apollo), 1248 nucleotides long. The record is from the annotation of a GenBank genome assembly. NCBI's taxonomy places the organism in Eukaryota, Metazoa, Arthropoda, Insecta, Lepidoptera, Papilionidae.